AUGAGUUUGGAAAAGGGGAAACAGGAGAACAACGCUAAUAACCACCAGACUGCCUCGUAUUGGCAGAAUAGGUUCGACGAAGAGAGUGAGAAAUUCACGCUAAAGGGUCAGCAGCAAGGACAAUCGAAAGUAAAAGAAAGUACGGAAUCUAUUGUAACUGAGAAAACAACGGCAGGGUCGAACAAUGGUCUCAUCAAGAAGGAGACAGAUAAGGGCCAAAGCAAUGUUGCUUCCUACUGGCAGCAGAGGUUUGACGAGGAGAGUGAUGGAGAGGAGGAGGGGCCAACCGAUUCCGACGAGAAAUCCAAGCCGCCAGGAAAAGGAAGGGCGGUAGGGGAAGCCAAGCAUCCAUCGUCGGCAUGCACAGUCUCGGUUCAGAACAGACAAGAAUUUUCGGCAGACACUAUGAAAACAGAACGUACCGCGACGCCUGAUUCAGGAGCAUCUUUAUUGAGACACAGCAAGAUUCGAUCUCGGGGGGUGCCAGGAGCGUUUGGUGUACCGGGAAUACAGGGCCCUGUCGGAGGCAGUGAAGAAAUGCAUGCCGAUAAUGCUUCCAGGGAAGGUCGAGCCGACACCCCCUCGGCUGAGCAGGAGCGACCAGUUCUUCACGAACACACGAGUGGUUUAGCUGUUGCAGCGCCAGUUGUGGACGAUAGCAGAGAUCUGGAAAAUGCUCGCCCCAUCACCCUUGAUGAAUCCGAGCACUUUACUGAGAGGGAACGGGCACAGCUUGAGAAGAAGAAGCAGACACAAUUCCAUAUCACUAUUGGUGUUCUGAUGGCCAUAGCUCUCGUCAUUUUCUUUGUCAUCUUUGCAGUCGUGGAAAGUGAAGAUGGCGCUUCUAAACAAGAGAUACACUCUAGACCUGUCAUGAACGCAACCAAUUCACCUGAGACAGAACCCCCCAAGACCCGCUUUGACAUUUUGGCUGGGCUGCUUCCUGACUACACAAUUGAGAGGAUUCAGAUCGAAGGAACUCCUCAAGCCUUUGCCUUUCAUUGGCUUGAAAAUGAUACAAGCUUUGAGUUCUAUUCUGAUAAACGCCUGCAGCAAAGAUAUGCCUUGGCCACAUUCUGGUUCUCUACUAAUGGGGAGGAUUGGGGACCAAAUUGGCUCAAUAUCACACAGCAUGAGUGUUACUGGGAGCAUUUUAUGGGUUGCGGUCCUCAGUACGAUGCCUUUGGUAUGAGGAAUUCUCCAUUUCGCUUCAUUAAUGGCUCAUGUGCUCCCAUAGGAACUGGAGUUUCAAACUCCACAGAAAUUGACGCCACCACAACCUUGGAUGAUGAUGACUUCCUCUAUUUGGCAAUGUAUGAGCAACCACUGGGUGGCGAAAUUCCACCUGAGAUUGAACUGCUCACGUCCCUGAAGGUUAUCCAGUUCUAUGGAACCACAAUCAAGGGGACCAUUCCAUCUGUAGUUACAAAAAUUACUUGGUUGCAAGACCUAGUCCUCGGGGACACAGCUUUAACAGGAACAAUUCCAAGCGAACUGGCUUUAUUGACGGCAUUGAAAAGCCUGGAGCUUGGGGGUACAGGGCUAACCGGAACAUUCCCUUCUGAGCUUGGCCUUCUCUCCAAUCUUGUAACCUUCCACAUUGCAGAGACCAAUGUGACUGAGUCGAUCCCUGUUGAAUACUCCAACUUGGGGAAUCUCCUUGAUUUCUAUGUUGUUGGAAACCUGAUUAGUGGAACAAUCCCCAGCGAACUGGCAUUAAUGUCAUCUUUAGAAUGGUUCAUAGUGUGGAACAACAACUUGUCAGGAAGGAUUCCUAGUGAGCUUGCAGCUCUAGAUAAUGUCUGGCUGUUCUAUUUCUUGCAAAACAGUUUCACAGGAACAAUUCCGACUGAGUUCGGUACAAUCAAGGGCAUUGAGGAUCCAAGAUGGUUCAGUCCACAUGAAGGACAACUAUACUUCAGCAACAACAUGAUGACUGGAAAAAUCCCCUCUGAAUUGGGCCAGGCCACCAAACUCUGGAGGCUUUAUCUCAAUGACAACUACUUUACCGGGACACUACCAACAGAAUUAGGGAGGUGCACGAAUUUGCAAAGGCUAUCAAUCCACAGCAAUAGUCUUUCAGGUACCAUCCCAGAGGAACUCACAUUGAUGCGUUCUGUUGAACGCCUUCAUCUGCAUAGCAACUAUCUGAGUGGUACGCUACCAGAUGGACUUUCUGCAUGCAACCAUACCAUGGACUUCCGGGUGUCGGACAACUUUUUCACGGGUACUGUCCCACAUGAGCUCAAAAACUGGACCCAGGUGGCACAGAUCCACCUUAAUAACAAUGAAUUCACUGGGCAGCUUCCUUCCGAGCUUGGAUCACUUGGCACUCUGAAAGAGCUCAAGGUUGCCUCAAACCUUUUCACCGGAACUAUUCCAACAGACAUUGGGCUGUUGGCAGUAAAUGGGAAUUUCAAACUCUUGAAUUUGACUGACAAUGAGAACCUCUAUGGAAGUAUACCAGAAGAGUUGUGUGAUUGGGCCUCAGAUCCAGGAUUGGGAAAUGUUGUGGAGUUCGAUUGCGGACCGGUUUGUGGUUGCAGCUGCCCUUGCAGCAUGCCAGAAGCACCACUCUCAAACGUUUCUUCCUCUCUUGUUGUCAUCCCCAAUCUCGCAAAUGACUCAGCCGUGGACGGGGGUUUGUAA
Molecule: messenger RNA, 2649 nt
Organism: Seminavis robusta
Lineage: Eukaryota; Bacillariophyta; Bacillariophyceae; Naviculales; Naviculaceae
Source: the annotation of a GenBank genome assembly